Messenger RNA from Amoebophrya sp. A25, 688 nucleotides. Lineage: Eukaryota; Dinophyceae; Syndiniales; Amoebophryaceae. The record is from the annotation of a GenBank genome assembly.
GGUCGAUGUCGAUUACCUUUCUGACCAACGUCAAGGUUUUAGAGCUGCAGUGCCUAGUACCGAGGAAGUAGUCUCUCUUGGUGGUGCCCCAACAAUUUGUAUUUCAUCGUUGACAAGCGAGGAAGAAGUGCUGCGAAGACAGUUGGUGAACAUUUUGUUCCCGCUUCCUGAGGUAGCCCUGCUGCGAAAAAGUCUGGGGCAGAUCAACCUUGAGGCGGUGCAGCACAUAAAGGAGAUCGACAGAACGCAGCCGUUGGAGAAACAAACGCUGCUGCAACUCUUGUCGAAGAAGCACCUUUGGGCUGUGGUCUCCGCGCGCCACAAGGCGGGCAGCGUCUUAUUUGACUUUUUCUUGCGUCUCGACGCCGAUGAGCUUUUCUCGCGAAACCUCUUCCCCGUGAGAAUGUGGACGGACUCCGCGAUGCUACACAACGGAGAUCAGAAAGUAAACAACGUGUCAAUGACGGAGAGAACUACGACGGCCGUCAGGGAGCGCAUUGACCGAGGACACGGAUCACGCACGUUGGCGAACUUUUUAUCGAAGAACGAAGCUUUGCGAGCGCAGCUUCCGCGAGAGUCACUAGUCAACCUUUUGCGGCAGACGGCAUCGGCAACGCUGUUUCGCGCCAUGGCAAUACAAGACGAAGAGACGUUUUUAGAGCUCCAAGAGGGAAAGCAGGACACUGAG